AAGAAGGAAUAAUGUAUGGAUAAAUGGUGAGAACCAAACAACAGUUUAGCCCUCCGACACUUGAGUCUGGAAGAAUCUAAGACUAAACCCGUAACUUACACGUGUCAUUUAAUGUAGCCUUCAAAUUUCAUUCCUGUUGUCUGCAACGCAAUUCUGAACGUCGCCGCCUUUGGCCUGAGCGCACAAAGUUUCCCACUAAGUUAGCGAGCGAAACCAGAGCCCUCUCUUCCAAUCUCCAACGCCUCAUCCUCUAAUCCACAAGCUGACCCUCUUCCUUCCAAAUGGACUCCAUCCCUUUGAACUGGGAAGCUCUCGAUGCCCUAAUCAUCGAUUUCGCCAGAUCAGAGAAUUUGAUUGAGGAUUCAUUUUCAUCCUCCCCACCUCCUUCUCCUUCCCCUUCCCCUUCCUCGCUUUCCUCUUCCUCUUACCAUUCCAGGCUGAUCAUCCGCCAGAUCAGGCGCUCUUUGGAGGUCGGUGAUAUUGAUUGCGCCAUCGAUCUCCUCCGCCUUCAUGCACCCUUCAUUCUCGACGAUCAUAGGCUUCUUUUCCGGUUGCAGAAGCAGAAAUUUAUCGAGUUUUUGAGGAAAGGGACUGCAGAGGAUCGUGAUUUGGCCAUUCAAUGCCUCCGCACGGCGCUUGCUCCUUGUGCUCUUGAUGCAUACCCGGAAGCGUAUGAGGAGUUCAAGCAUGUUCUACUUGCCUUCAUUUAUGACAAGAAUAAUCAAACAUCCCCAGUGACAUAUGAGUGGUCUGAAAGGAGGAGAUUCGAUAUUGCUGGAUUAAUGUCCUCAGUCUUACGAGCUCAUAUGCAGGCAUAUGAUCCUGUCUUCUCAAUGACCUUGAGAUACUUGAUAAGCAUACAUAAAGGUUUUUGCUUUCAUGAAGGUGUGUCAUCUCCCAUAUCAGAUCUCACUGAGAGGUUGCUUCUAGAUGAACUUGAUCCGCCUGCCACACCCAAAGAGAGCCUGUAUGAAGCACCUCCAUUUGAUGAAGUGGACAUUCAAGCUCUUGCACAUGCUGUAGAGCUAACGAGACAGGGGGCUAUUGAUAGCUUGAGAUUCACCAAAGGUGAUUUGUUUCAUGCAUUCCAGAAUGAGUUGUGCCGGAUGAAAUUGGACCUUUCUGUUCUUGAUGAGCUUGUUCGUGAGUACUGCAUAUACAGAGGAAUUGUGGACUCUGGUUGUGGAGCUCUCUCUGGGAUGCAGAAUCUCUCUAGCUCAUCAAAGGUUAAUCAAUCAGAGCUGGAGUAUUGUUCAUCUAGGAAUACUUCUUUUGAAGUGGACUAUGCAACCGGUAAACUUUCGGAUGGUGAAAUUUCUGUCAGUAAUUCUCGUGUGGAUAGUUCUCCUGAAAAUAUUGCUGACGUGACAAGCUCACAAGGUAACAAUGAGGUUGAGUUACGAUAUGCAUCGGAGCCAACGUCCAAUCGAGAAGAUUGUAGCACUAGUGAUUCAAUUCAUGUGGGAAAUUCAAGAACAUUACAAGCAAACAAGAAUCGUGGGAUUGUAGAAAGGAGCAAGCGUAAGAGAUGGAGAGGAAGACACGAUGAUAGAGAACUUCAUGAUGUGUCUUACAGUGGAUGCAGUAAAGCAGAACUUAGCACUAUAACAGUGGCCAGUACGACCAUGUCUAAGGAACGGCAGAACCUUGAAAAACAUAUACCGAUAGACUCUACUGGCAAGGAGGAUAAAUAUGAGAUUGUCUUGGGCAUUAGGGAACUGGCUAGUAAAAGGUUGGCUGCAGAGGUUGUGGAAGAAAUUAAUGCCCUGGAUCCGAACUUUUUUGUACAAAAUCCUAUUUUCCUAUUCCAACUUAAGCAGGUUGAAUUUUUGAAGCUGGUUAGUUCUGGUGAUUAUUCUAGUGCUUUGAGGGUCGCAUGCACUCACUUAGGCCCAUUAGCUGCUAAUGAGCCUUCCUUGUUGAAGCAAUUAAAGGAGACCUUAUUGGCUUUGCUCCUGCCUAACGAAGAUUUUCUUGGGAAAGGCUUCCCUGUGAAUGCUCUUGCUAAUUCUCUUCAGGUUGCUUUUGGUAGGAGACUAGGUAUUGAAGAACCCCGACUAAUGAAGUUGAUGAGAGCCACAGUUCACUCUCAUAGUGAAUGGUUUAAACUUCAAAUGUGCAAGGAUCGGUUCGAAAGUCUUCUGAAGAUUGAUUCCUUGAAGGAAGUUAAUCUGCCUUCGCUUUCUACUUCUGGUGCGCUGUUGAAAUCAAAUUCAGAUAGUUGCAUCCAUGGUUCUUCCCAAGUGGCAAAAUCUUCGGCUACAAGAACCUCAGAAGAUGGUAGCAGUCCUAUGCAAGCGUCAUCGAUAGAUGCUGGUGAUGAAAAUGCAAUACUUAAAGUCAUGGAGUUUCUUGCUUUGCCCAGGGCUGAUGCCAUCCAUCUUCUUGCACAGUAUAAUGGAAAUGCAGAGAUGGUCAUCCAGCAAAUAUUUGCUUAAAUUGACGUGUAAAAAGCUGUAGCCGUAUGAUGAGGUUCAUUUGUUUAUUAUUUGUCUAACAUUAUUUCAUUCAUUUUGUGUACUUUACAUAUCGUAUACCAUCUUCAUAUAUGCUAGAGCUCCAAUGUAUAAAGAGUCCGUACAACAGUUAGUAUUCCUGAUGUUCUCUUAUCAUAUUUAUGGGUGGUGAAUGUGUAGUGCCGUCGAGUAGAUCGGGAGUAUAUAAGUAGGAGUCAAAUGUGCAUAAGAAUGGAUUUCGAUCAUACCAAUUGUAAAUUAGAUGUUAUGUAUUCAAUUACAUAUAUUUGUUUUGUCGUGAGAA
Molecule: messenger RNA, 2760 nt
Organism: Cucurbita moschata (crookneck pumpkin)
Lineage: Eukaryota; Viridiplantae; Streptophyta; Magnoliopsida; Cucurbitales; Cucurbitaceae
Exons: 12
Coding region: 282-2438 (718 amino acids)
Biological process (GO): proteasome-mediated ubiquitin-dependent protein catabolic process
Cellular component (GO): cytoplasm; nucleus
Source: RefSeq, a predicted model, not a curated record